Molecule: messenger RNA, 3096 nt
Organism: Brassica rapa (field mustard)
Lineage: Eukaryota; Viridiplantae; Streptophyta; Magnoliopsida; Brassicales; Brassicaceae
Source: RefSeq, a predicted model, not a curated record
AUGUUUCUUGCGUUGACCCUGAUGUUGCUCUCUCUUAUAUUGAUGAGAAGCUCGAGAAUGUAUUGGGACAUUUUCAGAAAGAUUUUGAAGGUGGAGUUUCUGCUGAGAAUUUGGUAUGGUGGCUAUGGUUCGUUUUUGUCUAUGUAUCAAAGAUCUCCUGUUUGUAAGAGUCCACCACCACAAGGUCAACACCAGGUGGUGAGCGGAUCUAAAUGCUCAGCUUCAUCGGCUGUUCCUCAAGUAUCAGUAUCUGGUUCCACUUCUAAAGCUCCUCCUGCUUCCGAUGUUUUGGUCAAAUCAAGUAAUAUAGGGACAUCUGAUAGCAAACCAAAAUCUGCCACUAAACCUUCUUCUUCUGGUCCAUUGAAUCAUAAGACAUUCAGACUCCGUAUUAAAGUUGGUUCAAGUGACCUCUCCUCACCUAAAAACGUUUCAACCUAUAAUAGUAAACAAGGCUUCAAUACGCCACCAUCAACUUCAGAAGGUGAAGAAGGGUUACUUAAUGGGAUUCAUGAUUCGCCCACUAAAAUUCUUAUGGCUAUCGUGUCGUUCCCUUUGCAUAAAGAUCAGCUUUUAUCACCUCUCUCUGAUGAUCUCAUUCAGUUGGGAAAGAAAGAAAAGAUCAUAACAGAUUCUGGAUAUGUUUCUGUCAACAAGUCAGACUCAAAGCCUGAACUGGAAAAGGUUAGUAAGAGUGAGACAAGGAAUGAAGACCAGAUAUUGAAGUCAGAGCUGCCUGAAGCACAUAAGUCACAAAAAGGUUCUAGCAGGAAUAGUUUGAGAGGCAAGGACACUGCUGUAAAUAUAAGUAAUACGGCUGUAGUAGAUAAAUAUCAAGAAGAUAUUGGAGGAUCCGAAGAUGUGUGUGAAGGACUCGUUGGUGAUUCAGGAGAAUCAAAAGAACAAGAACAAAGUAGCCUGGUUAUUGAAGCUAAGAAAGAAAAGCUUUCAGAAGAAAAUGCAUUGAAGGAGAGUUUAGACAGUGUUCAAAGUGAUGAAGAGGCAUGUAAGCAUCUUCCUUUGGGAGUGGGAUCUGAAAGAGAACUUUCUGGGACUUGUAAGAAACCAAAGACUGGAAAAUCACGUUUCUCUUCUGUAGAUCAACCUGGAUCCAACAAAACUCUGGACGGCGUUAAUAAAACUAUGAUUACUCAAGCCUCAGCCCAUAAACUGAAGGAUAUUGCCAAGGCUUCCUCGCAUGAUGGACAUGAAGACAGAAAGAGGAAACAGGAGGAAAAUAAAGCAAGUGGAGAUUGUAUGAGACUUAGAGAAGCUGCAGCAAUGGAGUCAGCUGUAGAGAAAGUUAGAAAGAAAAAGAGGCUUAAGGGUUCAAGUUGUGAUAAGGACAGAGGAAGUAGUCAGGAAAAUGGUAGAGAUAGUGCUUCUCACCUACCUAUUAGGGCGUCGUCUCCAAGUUUAUUAUGUAAGGAUUUGAGCUCUGAAAUUAUCAAAACUAAUGUCCAUGAAGUCAAAGGUUCGCUAGUUGACACACCAGCCCCUUCAGCCUUAGACCCACUUGAGCCUAAACCAGGAAGAAACUCAGAAGGGGAUGAACACCAUGACAUUGACUUUAGUGCUGGUGAUGCGUUAAAAAGAUGCCGAGAUGGUCAAGGUUAUAGCACUAUGGAUAACCCAGGGACAACAAAGGAGGGUGCACAAAGUUCCAAAGACACUGCUGUUGAAGUAAAGACAAAAGAAAGUAGAAGCAAGAAAAUACCUACUAGAAAAGUGUCUAGGGAGAGUAAUAAAGAAGGCUCAAAGGAAUAUCAAGAUCCUGAUACUAAGCUAGAUACAAAUGGUAGUCAUUUUCAUUCUCCACAGAACUCUGACAAAGCAAAAACUAUUCGUGGGAAGAGCAACCACUUGGAAGUGACAGCUGAGAAAGUAAAGAAUAAACCAUCUCCACCAGUUGAAGUCUUGGGGCACGGCACUGAGAUAUCAAAUACAAAGGAACAGAUGAUGAGAAAUGAUAAUCACAGUUCACUAAACCAAAAGCAGAAUGGAAGUACGCAUAAGGAUGAUGAUGUUGGCUCAAGCCCUUUGAAAAAGGAAUCCACGUGUCAGACUGCCUCCAACUCAAUCAAAGAGGCUACAGAUUUGAAACACAUGGCUGAUCGUCUUAAGAAUGUUGUGUCCAAUCAAGAGAGCACUAGUGUUUACUUUCAGGCCGCGCUUAAAUUUCUUCAUGGUGCUUCUCUUUUGGAGUCCUCUGGUAGCAUUGCCAGAUCCAAUGAUAUUUAUGGCAGCACAUCAAAACUUUGCGAGUUCUGUGCUCAUGAAUAUGAGAAAAAUAAAGAUAUGGGGGCAGCUGCUCUUGCUUAUAAAUGUAUGGAAGUAGCAUAUCUGAGGAUAACUUAUUCCUCCCAUGGAAACAUAAACAGAUACCGGUCUGAGUUGCAAGCAGCUCUGCAAGAGAUUCCUUCAGGUGGAUCUCCAUCCUUUGCUUCUGAUGGUGAAAAUCCAAACCAGACAUUGGCAGCAGAGAAGGCUGCCUUGUCCAACACUGUGAGGUCAUCUCCUAGAGUAACCGGAAAUCAUGUUCUCUCUUCAGGAAACAACUUCUCUCUUUCACAGCUUUUGUCAUUUUCACAAAACGUAAGCUAUGCUAUGGACGCAUCAAGAAAAGCACAGACAGCGUUUGCAAUUGCAAAGGGAAUAUCGUCUGGCACUCGAUACAGUAGUAAUGGCAUAGCAUCCAUCAAAAGGGCUCUUGAUUUCGAUUUUCAGGACAUGGAGAAACUGUUGCGUGUGGUGAGGCUUGCAAUGGAAUCCAUAAACAUGUGAUAAUGAAUUAUGAUCCUACCAUGUAAAAGUUAAGUUUAUCACCACAGACCAUACUCACUGGCAGUGAGUCACUGCAGAGAAGACAAGGGGGAAGCUGACCGUUGAGUUUUGCUUGGAUAAUUGAAGACUGUAUAAACUUAUUUCACUUCUAAAGUGUAUAGUGUUGGGACCUUUGAGUGUUGUAGCGUAUAGUAUAUACAUAGUGUAAGACAACUUUAGGAAAGGGUUAAUGAUAGUCUUCAAAAUGACUGGAAGGAAAAUUACUCUGGCUUUUUAGCAAUUGUUUCUUGAAUCAAAGGGUUUUUUUCUAUU